CCAUCAAAAAGUUCACGGGAUUUCAAUCUCAACAAUUCGAACCCUUCUGAAAAUCCCACCCCAAAUAUUUGCAGAUUGGUGCUGGUUGAGGUGGUUAACCGUUAAAGGCCAAUCCUGCAAAAGGGUUUUCACAGUUUCAUAAAUUUGUGAGUUUCCACAUUCUUCUUCUUCAUAUUUAUAUCCCUGUGCCUGUCUCCAUCCCUGUCUGUCCAAAAUAAAUGCAUGAUGAAGAUCCAAGAACAAUCACACAGGAUUCCUAAUCCCAUUUCUUAAAAUCCCAAAUCCCGGAAUUUCAGUGCAUCAUCUCAUCCAAAUCCAUUCUCUAGCUUCCAUAUAAAGAACUACCAGUCUCAGGGUCUUGCUCUGUUUUUGUGAGUGGUGUUUUGUUGGUGAUGGGUUGCGCAAGCUCGAAGAAGUCUCCGCGGUGCCGCCACUGCCACAACAACUAUUCUUCUCCGGUCACGCGGCGGAGCUACUCAAUGCAUGUUCAUCAUCCACCUCAGAACAGAGGCGAUAGCUACCAUGUCGUUGCGCUCACCUCCUCCACCUUGGGAUCUCUCAGCAACAAUAAGAUCGAGUACGAGUUCAAGACAAUUGUCAACGACAAUAAGGAUCAUAUCCACAAGGUGAUGGAGAAGGAGAACGAGAAUGUGAAUGUGAAUGAAAACAAUAAGGAUUUUUCGAUGGGAUUAAUUGAGGCUAAGACGUGGUCCAAAAUGAUCAACCAGAAGAUUCCCAAGAUUAUACCGAAAACGCCGACGAGAACGCCGCCGGGAGAGCCGGAGAUGAUCGAUGCUUGGGAGUUGAUGGAGGGUCUUGAAGAUAUAAGUCCCCUGAGGAAUUCAGGUCAUCAUCUUCGGAGCUUUUCUUUUGACGUUAUUAAAAGUCCAUGUCCUGUUCCCGUUACAGGUUGUGUUGAUCGUCCCAAGUCAAGGUUCCAAGAAAAUGGUGCUGCCUCUCCUAAGCCUAUGUGGCUUCAAUUGGCUGAUUACGAGAAUAAUUUGAAUUCUUCCAAUGCUGGGAUUCCCGAUUUUGAUCCGGAGGUCAUUUCCGGAUUUAGAAAGUCUUUCAAAGAGCUCAAGAAAGAUGAUCCAUUUCAUUUUCAAGAUGGAGAGGAGCCCAAUGAGGAUAUCUCUUUCUCUGAUGAAAAAUCUUGUGUCAUUUCGGAUUUCAAUUGUCAAGUGCCUUAUGGUAAGGCAAAGGAUAUAGAGAAAGUGGUGUUGUACUUCACUAGUCUUAGAGGGGUGCGCAAGACUUACGAGGAUUGUUGCCAUGUGAGAGUGAUUCUAAAAGGCAUAGGUGUUCGAGUUGAUGAGCGAGAUGUUUCGAUGCAUUCAGGAUUCAAGGAGGAGCUGAAAGAGCUAGUGAAAGGUGGGUGUGGUGGAAUUUCUUUGCCUAAAGUGUUUGUGGGGGAGAAAUACAUUGGUGGAGCUGAAGAGAUUCGGCAAAUGCACGAAGAUGGGAAGCUCGAGAAGUUGCUUGAAUCUUGUGAGAAGUUGAAUGAUGUUGGUGGAGAUGGUGGUGGAGUUUGUGAGGCUUGUGGGGAUAUAAGGUUUGUGCCAUGUGAGACAUGUUCCGGUAGCUGUAAAAUUUACUAUGAAGAUGAUCAUGAUCCAGACGAAGAACUUGAGGGCCAAGAGGAAGAAGAAGCAAUGGAGGGUGAGUGUGGAUUCCAACGAUGCCCAGAUUGUAAUGAAAAUGGCCUAACACGUUGCCCCAUUUGUUGCUAUUAA
Messenger RNA from Fragaria vesca subsp. vesca, 1733 nucleotides. RefSeq lists its product as uncharacterized. The transcript is spliced from 2 exons. Bases 393 to 1733 code for a protein of 446 amino acids. NCBI's taxonomy places the organism in Eukaryota, Viridiplantae, Streptophyta, Magnoliopsida, Rosales, Rosaceae. The record is from RefSeq and is a predicted model, not a curated record.